AUGUGGUCAAGGAUUCUUCUGAGUAUUCUGUCCUUGAACUGGAUUGCCACAGUGUCUUCUGAACUCCAGUAUGUGCUGCUGGUCCCAACAGUCGUGCGGAGCGACUCUCCACAGACUGCCUGUGUGCAGUUCCACAGUCUCAGUGAACCUCUGUCCCUGAGCAUCGUCCUGGAAUAUGGCAGCAUCCGGGAGACUCUCUUUGAGGAAUCCAUCACAAAUAAUGAUUUCUUCAAGUGCUGCGAGUUCAAGGUUCCUCCUGCUACUUCUGAUCCCCUGGCAUUCAUUUCCUUCUCUGCCAUAGGAACCACAGUAAACUUAGCUGAGAGAAGAUCAGUGGCAAUCCAGAAUGUGGAUAAUACUGUGUUCAUCCAGACGGACAAACCCAUCUACAAGCCAGGGCAAAAAGUGUUGUUUCGUGUGGUCAGUUUGGACACCCAGUUCAGACCUGUUCAGGAGACAUACCCCCGAAUCGUCAUUGAGGAUCCAGAGCAAAACAAGAUCUUCCAGUGGCUAGAUGUAGUAUCUAAGCAUGGAAUUGUCCAGCUCUCCUUCCCACUGAUCCCAGAGCCCAUUCUUGGGUCCUACAACAUAAUUGUGGAGAAGAAGUCAGGUGAAAGAGAGUACCAGUACUUCAUGGUGAAUGAAUAUGUGCUGCCGAAAUUUGAAGUGACAACCAGUGUGCCAAAGACGAUUUCUUUCUUUGAUGAAGAAGUCAGGGUGAAUGUUUGUGCUUCGUACACUUAUGGCCAACCAGUGCAAGGGAAUGCCCAAAUCAAUGUGUGUCAGCAGCGCUUUUAUCGUCCACAAUGUGAGCAAAACCUGAAAGAAACCUGCAAAGCUGUCACUGGACCGCUGGGGAAGGAUGGCUGCCUCAACACUGUCAUCUCCAUCAAAACAUUCCAGCUCUAUCGCAGCUACGCCAGGAUGUAUACCAGCCUCAAUGUAGAAAGCAUUGUCACUGAAAAUGGGACAGGUAUCCAGAUGAAAGGCUAUGACUAUGUAGCAGUCAACCAAGAAAAAGACAGAAUGAUGUUCAAGAAUAUGGAUCACUAUUACAAGAGGGGAAUUCCUUACUAUGGUGAGAUCGUUGUGACAAAUGCGGAUGGCCAGCCCACUGCUGAUAGGACUGUCCUGCUGGAGCUCAAUGAAGUAUAUCUGGCCAACUAUACCACUGACAAGAAUGGCACUGCUGCUUUUUCCAUCGACACAUCCAAAUUCUUUGAUCCCAGUUUUAAGUUGACAGUCAGGGAAGCACCAGAUGACUGUGCAGACUUCUUCAUCUGGAGAAAUGAUAAUGAGCCCCAAGUCUCAUUCUUUGUUCGGCGUUUCUACUCACGGACCAACAGUUUUGUAAAAAUCGAGCCAGUGGAGGAGAAGCUCAGCUGUGGCCAGCAGCGAACAAUCAACGUUCAAUAUGUCCUGAACAGAGAGGGCUAUGGGGAUGCCAGCCAUGCAAACUUCUACUAUGUGGUGAUGGCAAAAGGAAAAAUUAUCCUCAGUGGCCAGAAGCAAGUCAGCAUCACUGGUGCUCCCAGGGGCACAUUCUCCAUCACACUGACUGUCACUGAGAAGCUGGCCCCCAGUGCCAGACUGUUGCUUUACACAGUGCAUCCUCAUGGGGAGAUAGUGGCUGACAGCUCUUGGAUAAACAGUGAUGUAUGCUUCAAAAACAAGCUCCAGCUCGAGUUCUCUGAGAAGCAGGGUCUCCCUGGCUCCAAAGUCAGUCUCCACCUUGAAGCUGCUGCCAACUCCUACUGUGCCUUGCGAGCUGUAGAUCAGAGCGUCCUUCUUCUUCAGCCUGAGCGACAGUUAUCUGCUGAGAGUGUGUACUACCAACUUCGUGUAAAUGAUUUAUACGGCUAUUACUACAAUGGGGUCAACCUGGAAGAUGACAAGCCAGAGGAGUGUAUCCCAGUCAAAACCACCUUUUUUGAUGGCUUAUACUAUGAACCUGUGAAUGUCAGUCGUGACGGUGAUGUCUACAGGAUUUUCAAGGAUAUGGGCCUGAAGGUUUUCACUAACUCUGUGCUACGGAAGCCAGUUUUGUGCAAUGAAGACAGAUCAGAUAAGGAAGUUUUCCCUCACUAUUUUGACCAUGGUGUCGCCGGUGGAGGUGGCAGUGGUUUUGGUGCUAAAGAGUCAAGGAUUAUUGGAGGGCCUGUUGUUAACUCUGUUCGGAAAUUCUUCCCUGAGACCUGGAUUUGGAAUCUGGUUCAUACCGAUUCUAGGGGAGAAGUCAAUGCCUUUUACACUAUUCCUGAUACCAUCACAGAAUGGAAAGCCAGUGCUUUCUGCGUGCAGGAUGAUGUUGGCUUUGGCAUCUCCUUGCCUGCUUCACUGAAAGCAUUCCAACCAUUCUUUGUGGAUUUCACCUUCCCAUACUCUGUCAUUCGAGGGGAAAAAUUUAAUUUAAUAGCCAACGUCUUCAACUACCUCGACAAAUGCAUCCAGAUCAGUGUCAUGUUGGCAAAGUCGAGCGACUACAAGGCAGAAAUCCUUUCACCAGAGGGCACCACAGCAAGGGUGUGUGCCAAUGAAAGAAAAACCUAUAUUUGGGCUGUUAGCCCCCUCACACUCGGUGAGGUGAAGUUCACGAUUACUGCUGAGGCCAAACAAAACACCAGAGGUACUGGAAACACCACAUCCCCAGAAGAGGAGACAAUUCGCAGGGACACCCUGAUUAAAACCCUACUUGUUGAGCCUGAAGGUAUUAAAAAGGAAUUGACUCAGAGCGCUCUCAUCUGUACAAAAGGUGCAAUUAUAUCUGAACCAGUGUCUCUCAGCCUGCCAAGAAACCUAGUGGAGGGAUCAGCCAGAGCUUAUUCUUCUUUCAUUGGAGACAUUUUGGGUACAGCCCUGAGGAACAUGGAGAACCUCCUCCAUAUGCCUUAUGGCUGCGGAGAACAGAACAUGGCCUUGUUCACACCCAACAUCUAUGCCCUGGAUUAUCUGAAUAAGACUGGUCAGCUGACUGAAGAGAUUAGACUCAAGGGUACUGGAUAUUUGUCAACAGGGUACCAGAAACAGCUAUCCUACAAACACCGGGAUGGAUCCUACAGCUCCUUUGGGACACGAGAUAAGGAGGGGAGUGUAUGGCUUACUGCCUUUGUGUACAAGUCAUUUGCACAAGCCAAACGUUACAUCUACAUUGAUGACAAUGUCCAGUCUCAAGCUUUGAUCUGGCUGGCGAGCAAGCAGAAGUCAGAUGGUUGCUUUGAAAAUGCUGGGACACAUUUCAACAAUGCUUUGAAGGGUGGAGAAGAAGAUGAAUAUUCACUCACAGCCUAUGUUGUGGCAGCACUGCUGGAGGCUGGACACUCUGUUGUGCACCCUGUUGUUCAGAGUGGCAUGAACUGUUUGGAGACUGCAUUUGGCAAUGGGGUCCACAACCUGUAUAACCAGGCCCUCUUUGCCUAUGUUUAUGGCUUAGCUGACAAAGAGGAAAGAUACCAAUUCUUCCUUGAGAAGCUGGACAAGGCAGCUACCAGAGAUGGUGGUUCAGUUUAUUGGCAGAGAGAAAAUAAGCCACCAGCAGAACGUUUCUCCAUCUUCUAUCCCCGUGCCCCUUCUGCUGAGAUUGAAAUGACCAGUUAUGCACUCCUGGCUUUGCUCUACAAAGUCAAUCUCACUCCAGAAGACUUAUCUUACAUUUCUCGCAUCGUGCGCUGGCUUGUCAAACAACAGAACCCAUAUGGUGGUUUCUCCUCCAGCCAGGACACUGUUGUUGCUCUCCAAGCUUUAGCCCAGUAUGGAUACCUCACCUUCUCUAAAGGAAGUCUUAACUCAGUCAAAGUCAACUUCAUGAAGUCCCCCAGUAAGACUUUCCAAGUGAAUGACAAGAACCGCUUCUUGCUGCAGCAGACUUCCUUACCCACUAUUCCAGGGAAUUACAGUGUGGAAGUGAAUGGCACUGGUUGUGUCUAUGUGCAGACCACCCUGAGAUACAACGUCCAUUUGCCAAAAGAAGCUGCAGGAUUUUCUCUCUCCGUGCAGUCAGCCAAUGCAUCCUGCACAAGCAACUUCCCACCAAAGUUUGACCUUGUCCUCACUGCCAGUUACACAGGACACCGCGAAGUCUCCAACAUGGCUAUUAUUGAUGUGAAGAUGCUCUCAGGUUUUGUUCCUGUAAGAUCUUCCCUGACAAAGCUUCAGCAACAGAAUUCCGUUGUGGAUCGUGUAGAUAUCAAGAACAACCACAUCCUCUUCUACCUUCAGAAGGUCUCCCGGGAGGAAAUCAGCUUUGCCUUCAGUGUGGAGCAAAGCCUGCCUGUCUCAGAUAUCAAACCAGUGCCAGUGCAUAUGUAUGAUUACUACGAAACAGAUGAAUAUGCCCUUGCAGAAUACAAGACACCCUGCUCCUCACCUUCCAACUGA
Messenger RNA from Mesitornis unicolor (brown roatelo), 4374 nucleotides. RefSeq names its product ovostatin-like. The coding region runs from base 1 to 4374 and encodes 1457 amino acids. Gene Ontology annotation, cellular component: extracellular region. The transcript has 35 exons. Lineage: Eukaryota; Metazoa; Chordata; Aves; Mesitornithiformes; Mesitornithidae. The record is from RefSeq and is a predicted model, not a curated record. Gene Ontology annotation, molecular function: endopeptidase inhibitor activity.